Messenger RNA from Sycon ciliatum, 7590 nucleotides. RefSeq names its product nuclear mitotic apparatus protein 1-like. The transcript is spliced from 13 exons. The record is from RefSeq and is a predicted model, not a curated record. Lineage: Eukaryota; Metazoa; Porifera; Calcarea; Leucosolenida; Sycettidae. The coding region runs from base 141 to 7208 and encodes 2355 amino acids.
GAAGGUGUUCGCCUUUUGAGAGCUCGGUUCAGCAGAAAAUGCUGUUGAAGAAAGUGAUUUGCAUUCAUAGGGCGAGGUUCCUCAGAAGGAGCUGAGCAACUCUUGUUCUUCAGCUGCAUGCACCUGUCGCCUCAGCAGACAUGGACGACAGCCUACAAAAUGCUUUAGUUUCAUGGGUGAACACUUUUAUUCCCGACAAUGUCAUCACUUCAUUGACGGAUACCCAGAUUUUUCCAGGAAGGCUGCUUGGACUGAUCACAGAGAAGAUCUUUGGAGCUGGAGCGGAUGCAUGCCCACACGAUGAGGAGGAAUGCCUGGAGUAUGUUUCUACCGGCCUUGCUGAGUACUACCAAAUACCUGGCAACCAGCUUGUCUCUGUCCAGGACAUAUUCCAGAGAUCAGAACUGGCUAUUGGCAAGGUCCUGAUGCUGCUUCUGUCAUGGGCAGUUCAUUCUCAACAGGUGGAGCAGUUCAUUGCUGACAUCCGUAGUCUCUCAUCUGAAGACCAGCACUCGUUGAUGCUUCUCAUCAACAGUACUAUGAAGCAGUUUGGCGAUGGGGCACUUGUUGCUGGUACAUUCCAUGUUGGUCUUGUCUGUUCAAGUGACACAGCAGCAACUGCUGAUAUACCUGAUGGUGCAGCAUUAUCCACACCAUCCAACACAGACAGCGAAGCUGCUGAAAUGUCACCGACAAUCGAUGACUCGUUAGUGCGUCCACCCGGUGGUACCCCGGCAAGGGGACUUCCCCAUAUCGAUGAUACCUUGCAGUCACCGGUCUCCCACUGCAAGUCAACUCUGGCAAGAUCCCGUCUUGAUUCUAGAAUCAACCCAACUCCUACAAGCAGCAGGAAGUUUGUUUCUCGUUCGAGUCAACCCAGUGUCCACUUCACACCACCUAGCUCACGUGUCCCCUCCACCCCAAAGGUGUCUAGUUCAAAGCAAUCAGGCGCGUGGAGGAACGCGUCACCUGCUCUUAAGCGUUGGAUGACCUCUCCAGCCUGCUCCAAGUCUACCAGCACCACUUCGGCUGAGUCCAAUGAUGGCAUUCAUCAGCGCAUGUCAUCAGUCACCUAUGCAUUGAGAGAGCAGAUAAGUCUAAGGGAGGACCUGGAGAUGCAGCUCAGUCAGACACAGGAAGACCUAACUAAAUCAGAGCGCAACGUUCGUGAAUACGAACGCCAGUGUAAAGUCUUGGAGGCUCAGGUUGCUGAGAUGGAGGACUUACAGCACACUGAAGUGGAGCUGAAGAAAACGCAAGCCAAACUGGAGAGAGCCAUGAAGCGUUUAGAGUCAGCCAAUGAUGUGAAGAACCAUGCUGAACAUCUUCAAGAGCAACUCACCAUUGCUAGAGCUGAUGUCAUCUCCUUGGAGACAAAGAUGGCACAGUCUGAUGAUGUGGCUGGUCGUGUUGAGUUCUACAAAGCGCAGCUUCACAGCUCAGAGCUGCGCUGUAGCUCUGAACAUGCUCAUGUAGAGCAGCUGCAGUCUGAGGUGGAAAAACUGUCCACACGCUACGGUGAAUCUACUGCCAGUGUUGCCACGGUCACAGCUGAAAUGACCAGACUUCAGGGACAAGUGGAAGUGUUGCAAGAGGAACUAGACAAAGUUACAGGUGCCAAUGCUAGUGCGGAGAGUUGUGACCAGCUGACAUUGGCUGAUCAGGCCGAGAUCUCACGGCUGCAGAGAGAAAAUGAAGACCUCCGUGCGAUGUUGCCAAGCCGGGAAGAAAUGCGACUGAUGCGUUCUCAAGUGGAGGACGCAACAGCUAUGAAGAAAAGCUUUGAGAGCCUGUACGUUGAGCACAAACGCCAAUUGUUGGAAAUGGCAGAGGAGAAGAGUGGUCUUGAGCGACAGUUAACCGACGCCAAGGAAAAAGAGCAGAAAACGCAGCACUUACUUGACACAGAAUGUGGAACAUCAUCUUCACUUCAACAGCAGCUUCAACUGAGCGAGGAGAGUUUAGCUACUGCUGCCGAAGAGAACACACGCCUGUCCAAUGCGAUGGAUGAUGGCAUAUCCGAGAUGAGAGCACUGAAAUCACAAGUGUUUGAACUUCAACAACAACUUAGUGUUUCCAGGCAUGAGCUGGAGGCAAGCAAUGAUGCUGCAGCUACUCAAAAAGAACACCUGCUGGAGCAGGUGGGUGAGUUACGUCUGGAGCUCGAUACUGUGAAUCAUGUUCUCCAGGAGACCGGCAAGAAGUACACCGCAUUAGUUGGUAACAAUGAAGCCCAUCAAGAACAGCGCAAACACUGGCAGCACCUACUACACACAGCUCACGACAAGACCAGUGAUCUAGCACGGCAAUUGGAGCUAGCAAACAAUGACCUAACGGUGGAGCGUGAGCGACACCACUCAGCAUUUGUGAAGCUACAAGCCAAGUACGACGAAGUCUGCCUGGAACGCCAGAGCAGCCAGCAGCAAAUUGCCAUUGUCAAGACGCAACUAGCCAGCCUUGACCAAGAGAAACAAGAUGUUCAAGAUUCGUUGACAUGUCAACAAUCAACUACUUCUGAGCUGGAGACGAAGUGUGCCCAGCUAGAGCAGAGCUUGGGAGAGUCUCUUGAGCGUGCUCAGAAGCAGCAGUCCAGCCUCACCGAACAAGCUGCCCAGCUGCAGAAGAAGCUUGAGGAUCAUGAUGAGACUGGUCGUGAAAUCCUGUCUAGCAUUGGCCAGGAAAUAGCUACUCUGCUACAACGUAUGACUGGCAGCGAGUGGAGUGCACUGGAUGUAGAUGCAUCAUCAACUGCUCAGCACCAGAAUAUCACCAGUUUGCUAACACAUACUGGUGAACAACACAAUGAACUGCUGGAGAAGAAGACUAACUUGCAAGCAGAAGUUGAUGGUCUACGCUCUCGGGUGACUGCUCUAUCGAAACAAGCUAAUGACGAUGUGUCGAGCCGUGAACAGCGCAUUGCCAUGCUCACUGCUGAACUGGAACAAGUGCAGGCAUCGCUGGUCGAGAAGACACAAAGCAUCACAGAUCUAGCUAACAGCGACCUGAUCGCUGAGCGUGAGCGUCAUCGGACAGCAUUUACGAAGUUGCAGGCAAAGUACGAUGAAGUCUGCCUGGAAUGCCAGAGCAGCCAGCAGCAAAUUGCCAUUGUCAAGGCGCAACUAACCAGCCUUGACGUAGAGAAACAAGAUGUUCAAAGCACAUUGACACGUCAACGGUCAGCUGCUGCAGAACUGGAGGCAAGGAAUUCACAGCUUGAACAGAACCUGGGAGAGUCUCUGGAGCGUGCCCAGAAGCAGCAGUCCAGCCUCACCGAGCAAGCUGCCCAGCUACAGAAGAAGCUUGAGGAUCAUGAUGAGACUGGUCGUGAAAUCCUGUCUAGCAUUGGCCAGGAAAUAGCUACUCUGCUACAACGUAUGACUGGCAGCGAGUGGAGUGCACUGGAUGUAGACGCAUCAUCAACUGCUCAGCACCAGAAUAUCACCAGUUUGCUAACACAUACUGGUGAACAACACAAUGAACUGCUGGAGAAGAAGACUAACUUGCAAGCAGAAGUUGACGAUCUACGCUCUCAGGUGACUGCUCUAUCAAAACAAGCUAAUGACAAUGUGUCGAGCCGUGAACAGCGCAUUAGCAUGCUCACUGCUGAACUGGAACAAGUGCAGGCAUCGCUGGUUGAGAAGACACAAAGCAUCACGGAUCUAGCUAACAGCGACCUGGUUGCUGAGCGUGAGCGUCAUCAGACAGCAUUUACAAAGUUGCAGGCAAAGUACGACGAAGUCUGUCUGGAACGCCAGAGCAGCCAGCAGCAAAUUGCCAUGGUCAAGACGCAACUAGCCAGCCUUGACCAAGAGAGACAAGAUGUUCAAAGCACAUUGACACGUCAACGGUCAGUGGCUGCUGAGCUGGAGGCAAAGAAUACACAGCUCGAACAGAACCUGGGAGAAUCUCUUGAGCGUGCUCAGAAGCAACAGUCCAGCCUCGCCGAGCAAGCUGCCCAGCUGCAGAAGAAGCUUGAAGAUCAUGAUGAGUCUGGUCGUGAAAUCCUAUCUAGCAUUGGCCAGGAAAUAGCUUCUCUGCUACAGCGUAUGACUGGCAGCGAGUGGAGCGCACUGGAUGUAGAUGCAUCAUCAACUGCUCAACACCAGAAUAUCACCAGUUUGCUAACACAUACUGGUGAACAACACAAUGAACUGCUGGAGAAGAAGACUAACUUGCAAGCAGAAGUUGACGAUCUACGCUCUCAGUUGACUGCUCUAUCAAAACAAGCUAAUGACAAUGUGUCGAGCCGUGAACAGCGCAUUAGCAUGCUCACUGCUGAACUGGAACAAGUGCAAGCAUCGCUGGUUGAGAAGACACAAAGCAUCACAGAUCUAGCUAACAGCGACCUGGUUGCUGAGCGUGAGCGUCAUCAGACAGCAUUUACAAAGUUGCAGGCAAAGUACGACGAAGUCUGCCUGGAACGCCAGAGCAGCCAGCAGCAAAUUGCCAUGGUCAAGACGCAACUAGCCAGCCUUGACCAAGAGAGACAAGAUGUUCAAAGCACAUUGACACGUCAACGGUCAGUGGCUGCUGAGCUGGAGGCAAAGAAUACACAGCUCGAACAGAACCUGGGAGAAUCUCUCGAGCGUGCUCAGAAGCAACAGUCCAGCCUCGCCGAGCAAGCUGCCCAGCUGCAGAAGAAGCUUGAAGAUCAUGAUGAGUCCGGUCGUGAAAUCCUGUCUAGCAUUGGCCAGGAAAUAGCUACUCUGCUACAACGUAUGACUGGCAGCGAGUGGAGUGCACUGGAUGUAGACGCAUCAUCAACUGCUCAACACCAGAAUAUCACCAGUUUGCUAACACAUACUGGUGAACAACACAAUGAACUGCUAGAGAAGAAGACUAACUUGCAAGCAGAAGUUGACGAUCUACGCUCUCAGGUGACUGCUCUAUCAAAACAAGCUAAUGACAAUGUGUCGAGCCGUGAACAGCGCAUUAGCAUGCUCACUGCUGAACUGGAACAAGUGCAAGCAUCGCUGGUUGAGAAGACACAAAGCAUCACGGAUCUAGCUAACAGCGACCUGGUUGCUGAGCGUGAGCGUCAUCAGACAGCAUUUACAAAGUUGCAGGCAAAGUACGACGAAGUCUGCCUGGAAUGCCAGAGCAGCCAGCAACAAAUUGCCAUUGUCAAGGCGCAACUAGCCAGCCUUGACCAAGAGAAACAAGAUGUUCAAAGCACAUUGACACGUCAACGAUCAGCUGCUGCUGAGCUGGAGACGAAGUGUGCCCAGGUAGAGCAGAACCUGGGAGAAUCUCUUGAGCGUGCUCAGAAGCAGCAGUCCAGCCUCACCGAGCAAGCUGCCCAGCUGCAGAAGAAGCUUGAGGAUCAUGAUGAGACUGGUCGUGAAAUCCUGUCUAGCAUUGGCCGGGAAAUAGCUACUCUGCUACAACGUAUGACUGGCAGCGAGUGGAGCGCACUGGAUGUAGACGCAUCAUCAACUGCUCAGCACCAGAAUAUCACCAGUUUGCUAACACAUACUGGUGAACAACACAAUGAACUGCUGGAGAAGAAGACUAACUUGCAAGCGGAUGUUGACGAUCUACGCUGUCAAGUUAGUGCCCUCAGCAAAGUCAGCGAUGAUACAUCCAGCAAGGAGCAUCGUGUGCUCACACUGUCUACCCAACUAGAUCAAUUGCAGACAGCACUGCUGGAGAAAGCAGAUCGUAUCACAUAUCUUGAGAGCAAGCGAGGUGACCUGCAACGGAAUCUGGAUGAAGCAAUGCAGGCGAAAGCGUCUAUGAGGCACCAGUACGUCCAGAGUCAAGCAGCUGAGACAGAAUCCAAACUGUUUGCUGAGCAAGCAUCUACUAACUACCACUCAUUGCAGAAUGAAAUGGACACUCUGAUUCAACAAUACCAGGCUGAGAGUGAUUCUUCCAAAGCAACAUGUAGAGCUGUGAUGGAAGAAGCCAAGAAGCGAGGUGAAGAGGCGACUGCAGAGAAGCAGGAACUGAAGGAUGAGCUAGAGUGUAUGCAAGAACGAGUAGAGCACUAUAAGCACAUGACGUCCACAAUGGAGACACAGUUAAAACUAGCCACACAGCAACUACAAUCUCAGCAACAGCAGCGAGCCAGUUUGGGGCACAACAACAGCGGCAGUGGCAGUGGCUCGUAUGGUCGCAUGGCACAACCGGGCUAUGAGUCAGUUCAUAAAGAGUUUGACACUGGCAGGCACUCUGUGUCACAGAUUGAGACGUUGCAAUCUCCUGUCGACAAACUCAAUGAUGACAUUUCAUCGUUCUUGACCGGCACUGAUCGACAGCAGCGGCGUACCAGCAUUCAACCCACUACCAACACCACAAGCCGUGCCGAGAAAGAAAUGGAAAACAGCAGGAAUAGUGGUGGUCGUGCUGAGCGCAGUGGUCGCUGGUCGACUGCUACAGCAUCAUCUCGGCCGCCAUUUGCAUGGGGGGAUAAUAUCAGUGGGUCGGCGAAAGAGGAAAGUGAUGAUGAUCUGAGUGAAGGCAGACUGAAGGAACUGCAACGGCGUAAUACUAUAGCAGCGGCUCAUUUGAAAUCCACAUACCCAGUUGAGUUACAGGUUGAUGACCGCAAAGCAAGCAUUGGCAAGCGCAAACGACCUUCGUCAACGACCAGCAGCACUAGCAGCAAUACCAGCAGUCAGAGGGCGUCAAGUCAUCUCUCAGCUAUGCCAAGCGUUGCAGAGGAACAGCCUAGCAGUAUUUCCAAACCAGCGCCAGUGGAAUCAUUUGCCAUGGAGUUCUCUCCACCUAGUAGUAGACGUAGCAGCAGUAUGCGGCAGUUACCAGCAAAAAUUGCUGCUAUGAAACGCUCUGCUGCGAGUGCUCGUCAUGAGGAUGAAGAUGAUGAUAGCGGUGACAGUGCAAAGCGACGCCAGACAUUCCUCAUUGCCUCGCCAAAGCCAAAGGAGAAGGCUGCUGGUAGUAGCAGUUUUAAGUCACGUGUCACUGGCCGUGCUGUCACCAGUGCUCUUGCUGACAAUGCCAGUGGCCGCAGUAGCAGAGGCAGCAGUAGAACCGCUGAUGUUAGUACUUCGUCUAAAGAUGUCGUCACCAGCAGCAGUGGAAGCAGUAGCGCUCGCAAGGCUAAGCUACCAGCUCACUUACAAGCUCGCAUGGCAUCUUAUCAGCAGAAAGCUAGCGAGAAAGCGGCUGCUGCAGCUGCAAUCAAGUCCUCCACAGCAUCCAGCAAGAAGUCUCGCCCACUGACACACAGAAACAAGGUGUAAGUGAGUUGUUAUGCUUUGCACUCAAUGUAGCAUAGCAUGCACCAAUAUUAUUGGGUUUAAAACGUUUUGUGCUGAUGCAUAAGUUAGUUGAGGAGAGGUUUUUGUUUUUUUGUUUUGCCCAUUUUUUCAUAACCCAUGAUUAAAUUUUUACAAAUUUUGCAUGCUCAUUCUCCCGAGUCAUGCUCAUACUAGCCAUGAAAUGAAAGCUGCCACCGCAUAUGCCCCCUGCCAAUUGCUGUCUUCUUCCCAGCGCUGCCCCCCCCCCCCCUCCCCCUCCUUGCAAAAGGAUUCUUGCUGGAAUAAUGUGCUGUUAUUGUUACUACGCCAUCUUCAUGUGUACAUUAUUUUUAUUGGCAUCAUAAUGCUGAUGACGUCACUUCAA